AUGGUCGACAGCAAUCGGUCCCACCGUAUCAGUGGGACACUGGGAAACCUCCAACUCUCCAUGCGAGCAAACUAUGAUCAGUACGGCGUCGACAACUACUACAGAAAGGUAGGAGCAACAUAUCGAAACCCCCAUUUCCCUGGCGUUCGCGCCUGUUUAUACACUUGGCUUGAUAGAUGGUGGGCCCAUGAACGUGGAACCGUUAGAACGAGACCACCCCUGAUAUUUGACAUGGCAUGUGGUAAUGGAGAAGUCACAGUCGCUGCGUACGAAUGGUGGAAAGGCGCAGGUUCGAAACGAAAGAGCCGAGCCCCCCCUUUGGGGGGAAACAUCGGCGCAAACUCAAGCGGUACCUCGAAUCCGAGUAGUUUUCAACACCCACCUGACGUUCACAUCAUGGCCGCCGAUCCAUACACAGUUGAGGCAUACCUAGAACGUACGACGUUGCCUUGUGCACCCCUUACAUUCAUGGAGAUCGCACAGGGUGCCUUACCGCUCGUCAUUUCAUCCUUUAACUCCCUUCGUGACGUCUCGGACUCACAAGCUUCAGCCCCGAAAAUGGAUAUGGUAAUUUGCUCAUUCGCGUUGCACCUGGUAGAAUCACCCUCCGAGCUGUUCGCGUUGCUUUGGGAGCUAAGCGCAAAUGCACACUGGCUUGUCGUGCUUGCUCCUCACAAGAAACCCGAGAUUAAAGAUGGUUGGGGUUGGGCCAAAUGGGAUUGCGAGACCUGGUCUCAAUGCCAAAUGUCCGAUCGUAAGGGAGACUACGUCUUGGAGAGGGUGCAUUGUCGGAUGUACCGCAGUGUCAAUGUUUUGUGA
Pisolithus orientalis is the source of this 819-nucleotide messenger RNA. RefSeq lists its product as uncharacterized. NCBI's taxonomy places the organism in Eukaryota, Fungi, Basidiomycota, Agaricomycetes, Boletales, Pisolithaceae. Bases 1 to 819 code for a protein of 272 amino acids. The transcript is spliced from 8 exons. The record is from RefSeq and is a predicted model, not a curated record.